AUGGACGCCUCAAGCCUCAAGGCGAUUCUGACAUCUGAUAAUUUCCCCCAUGCCUCGGAGAUCUCCCGGGCCACCUCACCAGGUGGUGAGCCUGCCGCGGUAAACGGCAGUGGCGAGCCCAAAGCCCGUGUUCGCCCGCGCACCUAUCCAUACUUUGAAUACCUUCCAUAUCCGUUAGAGGAUGAGACAGAACGGGAAAGGACUCUGAGAGAGAUCUUGAAUCAGCUAUAUGUGUCCGUGGAGGCCGGCGAUUUCAGCCCGGGAGCUGUCCACUGGACACGCGAGCUCCGAGGAUGGCUAUCGUUGAAAUUCGACCCGACUCGAAAGGAGCGGAUCAACCUUGUGAAGCUGUACUACGAGCUUUCGUUAGCUCCCGGGAUAGAUCCCGGGGUCUCUGAGCGAUUUGCGAGCAUGUUCAUGCUUCUUACCAAGCGCAAGCACUAUCUUCGACCCGUGAAAGACCUCACCCUUGACUGGAAGCCUCUCUACAAAGAACUGAAGGCCUUCGUACUCCCGACCGAGUCCGGAUUGGUUCACUCGACAAACCUGAAACGGAAUGUGAAGACGUUGACCAAGCUUUGCGCCUUCGCGCAGCUGUUCAUCGACCCAUGCGAGGUUCCCGCGAUGCUUGAAGAAUUCCUCCCCCAUUACACAACCUCUUUCUCUGAAGGCGCUUUCGUGGUCGCGGGGUUGAUCAACCUGUUGCUUCCAACAUCGCCCGCUCCCGCGGACCGACAAGACCUCCUCCCUCAAACCUAUCUACCGACUCAUUUCCACCUAUGGUCCCUGGUUGGGCGCUCGAAGACUUUCGACACAACAUAUUUGGACUAUUUGUCACGGUUGGCUAGGGAUUCCUUGACAGCCGCUCAUAUCCCCUUCUCCGAACAUGGUCUUUUUACGAAAGAACAAUCCGCGCUCAUCUUCACAGCGACCCUGCGACUCUUGGAGAUCCCAGUAGGACAGUCUUCAUCGCCUUACAGCGCCUUGGUAGAUAUUUCUUCCGGGUUGGGUAUUAUGCUUGAUCGCGAUACACGGAAGCACCCUGUUGCCCACCACAUUGCCCGUUGGAUAGUGAUGUCGCUUUCCCCUGCUUGUCUGGAGUCUGAAGAUUCCGUUCUCUCGCAUCUGGAGGGCCUCAUUCAGGCCGUUGAGACAUUCUUCCAUCCGUCGAACUCAGGUAGCUGGACAAAGACUCUAUCACAAUUAGUUUAUUAUCUAACGGACUUCUUCGUGAUGCGUUGGAAUCGUGAGCAAAGUGGAGAGAUGGAAGUACCGGCUGAGCGACGACUGACUGAGCCAUUGAAGCGCCGCUUUGUCUUGUGUCUGAGGGACGUAAUCUUCAUGGGUAUCUACGCCAAGAGCAGCACUGCCAUGACUUUCUCGCUGUCCACCCUUCAAGGCCUUGCCUAUUUGGAACCCCAUCUGAUCCUUCCCGGGGCCUUGCAGAGAAUUUAUCCCGCACUACAGGGUCUAGUCGAAGUUCAUCGGACAACAUCCUCCCUGCGCGCCAUGCAAGUACUAUCUCGUGUUAUCACUAGAACCAGGGGUUAUCGUUGUCAUAUGACAACUCUCCUUGGUCUUUCUUUGCCUGGUAUUGAUGCCAACGAUCUGGAGAAGUCGCUCCAUGCCCUUUCUUUUAUCCAGUCAGCAUGCUACAACAUCCCUAUGGUUGACAUGACUCAAGGAAGAGAAGAUGUUAACUGUAACAUGCUGGCCAUGCAGUGGAUUUCUGGCGAAAUGGAGCGAAUGGAAGAAGAAGGGUCUGACGUGCAGUUCAAUUACGAUACUGAACUUGACGAUACAACGGAGGAAAUGAUUUUGCGAUCAUCAACCUGUGGUUUUGGCGAUUUUACCAUCUCGUUCCUUGGCCGGGUUUUCACACUUCUCGAGAACCUGCCAGAUGUCACUCGAGUUCGCAAUGGCUCCCCAGAAGAAAACAUUGUGAACACAUUGCCCGCUACGUUCAUGCCUCUCCUUGCCUCCCUAUCACCCGAAUACUACGAUAUUGCCCUCUCCAAGAUCGUCGAUUUUGUAUCCAACCACGUCAUUCACCAGGCUCGAGACGCCAUGGCCUUCAUUUGCAAUGCACUUUGCAAAGUCAAUCCUGAAAAGGCGCUCAAGCGGUUCAUCCCAGUUCUUACCCAAGCGAUUCGCACCGAAAUUGAGGACAAUGGUGCCGGAUCGACCCGAACAACUGGUACAGACGUUUUGCCUCGUGAUCGUGGCUUGGUUUGGAACGUCAGCAUGUUGAGCAUGUGCGUGGUUCAUGUUGGCGAUGCCGUCCUGGCUCAUCGCCAGGAGCUCUUUGACAUCGCAGUUUACAUGCAGAACAAAUGUCGCGGUAUCCCAACCGUUCAUAUCUCCAAUUUCAUUCACCAUCUCUUGCUUAAUCUCACUGGAACAUACACCAGUGAUUACUCCCUCUACGAGAAGGCGGAUUCAGCUGGCGGAAUCGGGCCGAAGCACUGGAGUUACAGCGCUGAUGUGCGAAAUCUCAAUAUCAAUUGGCAUGUGCCUAAGCGCGAAGAGCUGGAGUUCGCCGUCGAUGUCUUCAAAAACCAAGCCGAGUCGGCGUUGAAGCAUUUGACUGGGUUGACGAAUGAGACCUCGAGCGUCAAGCGAGACGGCAGCGGUAAGGAGUGGUCUGAUGAAGUUACACGAAACUUGGUGCUUCUGCGGCUGCUCCUCUCUGGUAUUUCCGUUCUCUUUGAUCCCAAGGCGGCAGCCAAAACCUCGCCCGAUAUCUUGAAGAGCGCAUCUGCCGUCUCCAGUGAGUUUGAGCAAGCGGAGGAUUCUACUUUCUCCAACGGGACAAGCGAUGAAGAGGCCGAGGCUGCUCUCGAUAAUACUGACGAGGCCCUCAUCAGGGAAAGUUUCCCUUACCCGACGGGAUAUCCGCUACACGAAGGGGAUUCUCUCUACAACACCAUCCACGAGAUCCGCGAACGAGCUGGUUGGGUCCUGCAUGAGACUCAUCGUUUCCUGAGCGACAAGCAGGAAGAUGAUGUGCCUUGUUUCGGAGCUCUCUACUCGGCAUUCCGAUCCUGGUUUGUGGAUGUUGGUAUCGAAAGAUCAGCUCACGUCCUGGACCGUGUCACACGACUUCUGGCUGCUGACAUUCACCCAUACAAGAUGAGUGGUGUCCGUAAGGACUACCCAAGAGCAUUGCUUGUGCGAAGAGCCAAUGUGUAUCAUCUGCAGCGGCUCCGUCACAAUUCUGCCCCGCGACCGCGAUCUAAGCUUGACGAAGUACUGCUCUACGAUCUUGCCGAAUCAUGCGUCUCCAUGUACACUGAGACCCGACGUAACGCCCAAAAUGCCGGCGAGUCCGCACUUAAAGCAGUAUGGGGAGCUCGCAAUCUCAUCAUUCCCCCUCUUCUAAGGGCCCUGCAGAGGGGCGUGAAAGAGAACGACCAUGCGCGUAUCAAGGGUGCACUGUUCUCACUCCUUCUCAGCAGCAUUGCAAAGACAGCAGGCAGGAAUUGGAAGUUUACGCCAGCCUUGAUUCGGACCUUCAUCGAUGCCAGCGCUGUUGAUAAACCUUCUGUCCAGAAGAUCUGCUCAGGUGCCGUGUUCCAGAUUAUGGAUUACGGUCGCGCUAUGGAAAGGAUGGCUAUCCUCGAUCGUGACAUUGUGGAGGCAAUUGCUCCAACUGUUGAUUUCACUGAUGAGAUUGAGCAGAAGCGAAAGGUUAUCAACAAGAAGCGUGCAGCAAUCGAAAAGAAGAAGGCCGAUCUCGCCGAAGAGCUUGUCAACCUAGCACGCGUCUCGCACUGGAAGAUUGCUAGCCGUGCUGCGACCAUUGUAAUCACAAUGGGCCUGCGUUUUGACUACAUUGCCAGUCAGAAUUUGAUUGAGCUGGUUACCAUUGGCUCGAUCGAUGACCACCCCGGCCUACGGGGCAUGUAUUCUCAGGCGCUCAUUGCGUUGUUCACGAUGAUCGACGUGCGAGCUAUCUGCAGCCACGAGUACAAGAACUACAUUCUGGGCCACCAGCGGUUCCCUUCGAAGAUUAAGGUUGCGACGCGCCCAUAUGAGAAAGACUGGACGCAGGAGUACUUGACCAGCUUUGCCAACCCCGAGGCUGAAUACUACGUGGACCAUGAUUUCCCUGGAUGGCUGGUAUGGGGUAAGACUAUGCCCGCAUACAAGUCUAACGUGGCUCGUGAUAUUGAGUAUGACGAAGUUGAGUGGAGCGUACGGACUCAAAUGGGCAAACUAUUCACCCGCGAGUGGUUCUCCAAGUUCUUCGCCUACUUGAAACAGGAACCGAGGGAUCCUUCCGCAGACAAGUUCCGCAUGUCGUGUGCCAUGAUGCUCCUCUAUGCUUUCGAGCUUAUGCUUCGUGAUGGACUUACGGCUGUUUCGUUCAAGGAUAUCCAGGAGGAGAUUCAGGUCGUCUUUGAAGAUGGCAGUGAUAAGCAUCAGCACCGCGCCACUGCUGAGAUCCUCGGAGCCCUGAUCAGUUCAGUGACUGAUUCGAGCGUGGACAACCGCGCCAUGGUUUGGGAGUAUGCCUUCCCUAUCGUAAGGAAGAUCUUUACCGACGGCCUGACACCUGAAAACUCCGGAUACUGGACAACCUUCCUUCACAUGAUCCUGCAGUGUCGUGACCCGCGACGAGCCUGGCCUUUGGUCGAUUGGCUUGCUAGCUUCCGGCUAGACAUGUCAACUAACGCAGCUUUUAAGGAAAGCUCAAAGAUCAACCUGCUCCAUCAAUGCAUUAUUGACGCUGGCUGGCAUUUCCAGUUGGAAAAGCCCAUCGUCAAGGAUUUCCUCGCGCACUUGGACCACCCCUACAAGGGUGUUCGUGAAGCCAUGGGUCAAACUCUUGCCACGAUAUACCGCACCAGGUACCACGAGUCGUAUCCCGAUCUUCAACAUCUCUUGGAUGCUCAGAAGUCCGCAUCAUCGGUUGGAAGCUAUCCCUACACUCCUUCCAACGAGUUCUCAACAAUGGUUCGCGGCGUUUUCGACCAAAUUGAAGAAUGGCGAAAGGCCAGAACUCCUGGUCAGCAAACGCCAACCUCCUAUACCUCUGGCAGCAAAACUGUGCUCCUUUGGCUGGAUUCAACUCUCUCCUCCCACGAAUGCACACAGUUGGUCUCCUUCUUCCCUGACGUUUUCACGGCGCAGCUUCUGCAUAUGAUGGAUGUCAAGGAAGACCCUGAGCUCCAAUCUCUCGCCUAUCAUGUUUUCCGCCACCUUCCUAACAUCCCCUACCCUGCCGAGAAGGACUCUGAAUUUAUUAAAUCCCUCAUCCGUAUUGGACAGACAGCCCCAUCAUGGCAUCAGCGCCUACGUGUCAUGAUCAACAUCCAGAUCAUCUAUUUCCGCCGCCUCUUUUUGCUCGACCCCGCAGACCGCGAUAAGCUAUUUGAGUGCAUCGCAUCCAUGCUCGAAGACCCCCAGCAUGAAGUCCGCGCAGGCGCCUCGGCUACCCUCUCUGGAAUGAUUCGCUGCUCGCCUAUUUUCCUGCGUAACAAGAUGGUCAGCCGAUUCCAGGAGCGUUUCACCAAACUUCUUGCGGAUAACCCGCUCCCGAAGAAGCCCAAGAACUUCCGCUCUGGAAUUUCUUCUGCGGUCUCUUCUGGAGCCGGCACCCCUACCCCUGAGCACAACCGCCUGAUUAUUGUCCGUCACGGCGCGGUGCUGGGACUUGGCGCGCUGAUCCAAGCUUUCCCCUACAACAGCCCCCCUCCACACUGGAUGCCCGAGGCGUUGACUACACUCAGCAUUCGAGCUGCAAAUGAUCCCGGCGUCGUUGGUUCCAGUGUGAAGUCGAUCAUUAGUGAAUUCAAGAAGACCAGACAAGAUACUUGGCAUAUCGAUGCGAAGGCAUUUACACAGGAUCAACUUGAGGACCUUUCGGGUGUUCUUUGGAAGAGCUACUUCGCUUAA
This is a messenger RNA of Penicillium manginii, 5901 nucleotides long. Its product is annotated as proteasome activator BLM10. The coding region runs from base 1 to 5901 and encodes 1966 amino acids. Lineage: Eukaryota; Fungi; Ascomycota; Eurotiomycetes; Eurotiales; Aspergillaceae. The transcript has 3 exons. The record is from RefSeq and is a predicted model, not a curated record. Gene Ontology annotation, molecular function: proteasome binding; peptidase activator activity. Gene Ontology annotation, biological process: proteasomal ubiquitin-independent protein catabolic process. Gene Ontology annotation, cellular component: cytosol; nucleus.